CUAUACGAUAAGAGAGAGUUGAGGGCACGGAUGGAGUAUGCUGGGAAACCCACAGCCAACGCCGGGGCCUGUUAUGCUAAGCAAGAUCCCGAGCGUGGUGGCAGUCACAUGAUCUCCACAGAUGACCUGGAGUAUCCGCGAGAGUACCGGACGUUGGGGAACAGCGCUCGCCGCUUCUCCAAUGUCGGCCUGGUGCACACGUCGGAGCACCGGCACACGGUCACGGCGGCCCAGAGCCUGGAGGCCCUCACCAACCUGCACAAGGUGGACAUGGAGCGCAAGAGGGACGCCUUCAUGGACCACCUGAAGAGCAAGUACCAGCAGCAGCAGCAACUGCAGCAUCCGCAUCACAGCCCACACCACACCCCACCCUCUCCCUCACCCUCCCACGCCAGCAUGAGGGGGACGUCAGAGCGGGCUGCACGAGAACAGCAACAGCAACAGCAACAGCCCAACUACUGGAGCUUUAAGAGCCGCAGCCCAAGGCAUUCCCAGUCUACCCAGUCUGGGCUUGCCGACCAGGCCGCCAAGCUCUCCUUCGCCUCAGCUGAGUCCCUGGAGACCAUGUCAGAAGCUGACAUCCCCGUCGGGUUUAACAGGAUGAACCGUUUCCGCCAGAGCCUGCCGCUGUCCCGCUCUGCCAGUCAGAAUAAGCUACGAUCUCCAGAUGAAUUUGCAGGCGUGCUGUUCCUACAGUACGGGGAUGAGACGCGUCGGGUUCACAUCACCCACGAGCUGAGCAGCCUGGACACGCUGCACGCCCUCAUCGUGCACAUGUUCCCUCAGAAGUUGACGGCAGGAAUGCUGAAGUCGUCCAACACGGCCAUCUUGAUCAAGGACGAGGCACGCAACGUCUUCUACGAGCUGGAGGACGUCCGAGACAUCCAGGACCGCAGCAUCAUCAAGAUUUACCGCAAAGAGCCCAUCUACGCUUCCUACCCGGCUGCACCUCACCUGGCUAACGGAGACCUGAGGAGGGAUAUGGUGUACUCCUCUCGCGACUCCUCCCCAACUCGCCGCCUCAACACCCUUCCAUCCUCUACGUCCUCCAGCUCUCCGUCCCGCUCACGGCUCUCUUACAGCGGUAGCCGUCCUCCAUCCUUCACGGGAUCCCAGCAUGAACAGCCCCGACACCCCCACCAUGCCCCGGCCGGUCACGGUCCAAACGCAGGUCUGUCUCCAUCGCCCAGCGCCAUCCUGGAGCGCCGCGAUGUCAAGCCUGAUGAGGAAGUCUCUGCAAAGAAUAUGGCUCUGAUGAAGAACGAGAGCCUGUAUGCAGAUCCCUACAGCCUGAUGCACGAGGGCCGCCUCAGCAUCGCCUCCACCCAGUCCCUCGCUGCCAUCGGAGACCCCUUUAGCUUCCCUGUAACCAGUGGCCUGUACCGCCGUGGCUCUGUGCGCUCCCUAAGCACCUACUCAGCUGCUGCCGACCUGGAGGACUCCCUCUACAAGCCUGGAGGCUCACUCUACUCCGACACCUACUCCUCAGCCACACUGGGCAUGGGAUUUCGAAUGCCGCCAUCAUCCCCGCAGAAAAUCCCCGACAUGCAGAUGAGGGACAGGGACUCGUAUUCCAACCCGCCCAGCAGAGCCUCACCUGUCAGGCAGAGCUUCCGCAAGGACUCUGCCUCUUCCUCUGUGUUUAUAGAGAGCCCCAAGUCCAGGCCCAGCUCUGGUUCAGAGCCUCUGUGUCUGACAGCCGGGCCCGGGGAGGGCGGCAGGGCCACGCCUGGAUUUGGUUCCCUGUCUGGACAGGACCUUGAAACCAGCAGGGAUCAGCGUCUGGAGCGCAUGGAGGCGAUGGAGAAGCAGAUAGCCAGCCUCACUGGCCUGGUCCAGAGCGUGCUGACCAGAGCACCAGACAGUGACAGCACAUGCGGCCUGCUGCGUCUCUGCAUGAUGGCGGGCUGCCCUCCAGACCAAGGGACGGAGUUCUCACGGCCCUUACCUUUUUCUUCCAGCGAGAAGACCGACACCAACAGCGACGGCUCCGCCACCGAACCUGGACGGCUAAAGAAGAAAGCUCAUACACCGUCGGCCCCUCUAGCUCUGAUGCCGCCACCACCUUCUCUCUUAACCCCGGUUAACGGCGCCGGCCGCUUGAAAAUGAAGCUCCACCUGAACGGCCUGCAGCAAAAUGCCACCGACCUGCGCAAACAGCUCAGCCAGCUACGCAAGAUGCAGAUGGAGAACCAGGAUUCAGUGCGAGUUCUGUUGAAGCGGGCCGAAGCGGAGCUGAAGGUGCGCGUGGCGGACGCCCUGAGGAAGCAGGAGGACCCUCUGCAGAGACAGCGCCUCCUGGUCGAGGAGGAGAGACUCAAGUACCUCAACGAGGAGGAGCUCAUCAUCCAGCAGCUCCAUGACCUGGAGAAGUCAGUGGAGGAGAUCCAGAAGGAGUCGUCUGUCAACCACAAGCUGGUGACAGUGCAGGAGCUGGAGGAGAAGGCCACUCAUCUCAGAAAGCUGGGAGAAACACUCACAGAACUGAAAAAUCAGUUCCCGGGGCUGCAGAGUAAGAUGCGGGUGGUGCUCAGAGUGGAGGUGGAGGCCGUUAAAUUCUUGAAAGAAGAGCCGCACAGACUCGAUGCUCUGUUAAAACGCUGCAAGAGUAUAACUGAUACCCUCGCCACCAUGCGCAAACAAGCAAAUGAGGGUGUGUGGAAGAAGCAGGAGGACUUCUCUAGUCCUUCAUCAAAGCACAAAGACGACAUGCGAAAGUUUUCAGACUUUGACAUCCACACCAGCCAACCACUUACCAUGAAUGACCUUGGGGGAAGCAACAGCCUGUCAAACUGGAGCCCCCACUCCAGCCUCAGCCGGGGCCACGCCAACAUGUCUGGCCCUCACAAGGACAAUCAUCCUCCUGUUCCUCACAAAGGCAAAGCCCUGGAGGAAAUGGAACGCCGUGCUUUAGCUGACAAAGCUUUGUCCGUGGAGGUCCGGCUGGCAGCAGAGCGAGACUGGGAGGAGAAGCGGGCCACUCUGACCCAGUACAGCGCGCAGGACAUUAACCGGUUGCUGGAGGAGACACAGGCCGAGUUAAUGAAAUCUAUUCCAGACCUGGACUUUGCUGCCAAGCAGAUCAAGUCCUCCUCCAACACACCCACCUCCCAGAACCCCCACAGCGGGGCAGGAACCCUAGAGCACCGCGUCGGCAAGCCCCAGCACAAACUCUCUGGGGGAAGUUCCAGGCGUGGCUCUGAUGAGCUGACUGUUCCACGAUAUCGCACAGAGAAACCCUCCAAGUCCCCCCCUCCUCCACCACCCAGACGUAGUUUCCCGUCUUCUCCGUGCAUAACCAGCCGCAGCGGAGAGCAGCUUAUUCCUGGGAAAAGUAUAAAGAAGUCUGAAUCUGAAGAGACUGAAGGCCAGAAGCCUCAUGUAAAACUGAGGAGGGCGGUGUCCGAAAACCCUCGUCCUGCAUCCACCCCCCCAACACUCACCUCUGGGGACAAGGAGGACGUAGAGGAGGAGAAAACUGCUGCCGAGUUGGAGCUGUUUGAGAGAGUCCCAGUCAGGCUCUCUCUUCCCCUUCCCCAUUCCCUUCCUGUUAGUCCUCUCAGCAGGAAAAGUGUCCCCCCCUGCAGACCGGACCUGUGGCCCUCUGAGGCCCCAGGCACUGAGGGAAGGUGCUUGUAUCCUGUCCCCCACAUCAUGUUGACAGAGUGUUUCCUGCCUUCACACGCUGCCUCAGAGGAUCCUGUCAGAGAUUCAGCCAAUGACCCCCUAGAGGAAAGUCCAUCACGAGACUGGACUGGUCACAACACAGUCCACCAGACUACAUUUUCAAAAGAAAGGGAUUCAUUUGGAAGCCCUCCUCAGCGAGAGCAGCUAUGUUUUAAGGAGGACUUAAGACAGGAAGUGGCCCUGUUGUUGACAGAGCUGGAGGUGAGGGUGGUGUCUCCUGUUGAGGCCGAGGAGCUCAGCAGGAUACUCGCAGAAUCUCUGCAGACCCUCAUCAUUUCAACACAGACCAGUGAAGUUCCUGAGGUCCAGCUGAGGGCUCGGCCUCUCCUAGUGCUUCUCAGAGAGGUGAAAACAGUAAAGGAUGCCUACAUGCUGCUGCGUAACCUUUUGGAGUCUUCCAAGCCGGUGCCCAAACCAAGAAUUAAAGCCUUCCCCAGCUCGGUUCAGCAGUGCUGUCUGGUAGAGGCUCUGAGGAGCGGGAUACAGACGGGGGAUAGAGUACUGAGACUUCAGCGCAACACUGAACUUAACAUUCCUGAGGUAAAACUGAAAUCUGUAAACAUCACUCUUCAGUCAAGUGGAUCGGCUAGCUCUGUGGAUAGUGUAUCGAACCAGAACCAGAGGAAAGCAGGAGAAGAUGUCCGCUUCAGCACAUACAGGAGGCUGGACAGCUUGGAGGAGACUAUUCGUGAGCUGGAGAACACUUUGAUAGAGAUCAGCGGCCAUCCAAUGGCAGAGCAGCUCUACACAGAGACGACCUCACAGACCAAGAAGCCCCCGGUCCCCCCCAAGCCGCCCUCUUUCAGCCCAGCAUCGAUCCAGGGAGGGAAUAAGGUCGUCCAAUCCUCCGCUGCCUCCAAACUGAAGCACCUGCAGCAGAACAGUACAGACAAGACUAAAAGUGUCAGAAGAGAGGACUUUGUGAAGGGCCAGCAGCAGCAGGCCGUGGGGACCAACAGCACCAGUGGCAGUAUUGAGCCGUACCUCUCUGGUAUCAAAACGGGAGUUCUGCCAGGCCGAGCGCCCUCUCCUGCAGCAGUGUUCACCCCUGGCCUGAGGAAGCCCCCCCAGGAGGGGCUGCCCUCCCUGAAAGGCUCCACCAGCCAAGCCAGGGCUCUUCUGGCCAGCCUGUCCGCCUCCGGCCUGAGCGCCGAGGCCCUGCUCCUCUCCUCCACCCUCCGCCAUCGCCGCCUCCUACGUGAGCAGCGAGCCUCCUCCUUGCCCCUGCCCAGCAGCAAGUCCUCCCCUUCUACUCCCAUCGCUACAUCCCCCUCCUCUUCUGCUUCACCCACCACCCCGACACCCUCCCUGUCUCCCUCUUCUCCCAACCCUUCCCUUACCCUUUCUUCUUCCGUUUCCCAGCCCAGCGUCAACAGCUGCAAGGAGGCGGGCAGUGGGCAAGUGAAGCAGGACCUCGCCCCGGGGUCCUGAAGAGAAGGAGGAUGGAUGGAAGCUCCAUCAUAUUAUGAACCAUAAAGAGAACACAUCUGCAUUAUGGGAAAUUGGAGCAUCUUUGAGUGUCAUAUUUCAGGACUUUUUAGAUUGUCCUCUCUGUUUUUUUGGCCUCACUCCAGUAUGCACUCUUCAUAUCUCCAUGGCAAGACCUACCAUACCGUACAUGGAGUCACUAUCUUCUGUUUGGACAUGUCUCCUACUCUAAUCUGGUUCCAUAGUUCCUCUGCAGUUCUCCCACACUCAUGCUGCCAGUUUGCCAGAAAGAGAGCCCACAAACGGGCCUGCUGUAAGCUGAUGUGGUCUGGAUGGAUUUACUGACAGUAGCAGUCUCAUAAAACCCCUCACUCAACGGGGUUGUUAGUGGAGUAGACAUUAUUUAUAGACUUUUAUCAUAGAAAAUAGAGCUGCAAUAAUCACCAAGUGAGUCCAGUAGUCGUGUUUGUUCAGGUUCAUAUUGUGUCACCUGGCAGAAUGUGCUCAAGGUGAUGAUUGUGGUUUUGUGUUAAAAGGGCACUCGUGGCUUUUCAUGCAUCACCUGUGUUUUAAACUGAAACUGGUGCUAUAUGUUCCCCUCUGUUUGUACACUGUGUAAAGUGUACAUUCCACUGUGACUAUGAUUUCAUGUCACACUGUUUCAAUAUUUAUAUGAACCCUUACAGGAGGAAAUCCUUGCAUCGGAAAAUUAGGAACAACUAUAGGACAUCUUCAACUUAAAAAUGUCCAAAUCACAUUGAAAGGAGCGGUUUUAUGACAGCACACCUUUACUGAAAAUAGAAUAGAGGCACAGUUACACAAAAAGGAAGGAAUUGUAAAGAGAUUGCAUUUCUGUAUAUCUGUAUUGACAAGUUAAUAAUGACAAUCAGGAUGUUCCGCUGUCACGUCCUACAGGUUGCUAAGGCAUUUCAGCACCUGACAUCACAAACCUUCCCAAAGACUCAAGCACACACUGAUGAAUAACUCUGUCACUCCUUCUGCACUUGUAAAACGAACCUGUGUGCAGAAACCUUUGUUGUUGUUGUUGUUGUUGUUGUUGUUGUUGUUGUUUUAGGGCAUUUUGAUAAGGGAUGAAUCAUUUUUUCUCAAGUCACAUCUGUUGCACCGCUUGAAAAGAGCCACAUCGACAAGAAGACGAUUUCACCCUUUAAGGAAUCUAAAGAGCAGACAUAUAAAGUGCUUUAUUUUAGGACACUUAUCUUCUUUGAACUUCAAAGUUACUCUGAUGGGAAGCAGCUUACAACGAUGCAUAAUACCUUCUUUGAACAGGAACAAAAUGUUUCUUGCACUGCAGUGAAUUGAUCGCACUUCAACACUUGGCACAGUUUCAAGCAGUGUUUGAAAGCUAAAGAAAGAAAAUCAGCACACAUUUAGACACUUGACACAGCUUGACCCUUGAAGGGCCUGAGAUUUAGAUAUAUAGGAAUAUAAAGAAAGCACAUUGUCCUCUGAAACACUUGACACCUUUUUCUCACAUUUUGAUCUUGUGAAUCUGCUUAAAGAAUGAUGAGCACAAAGCUACAAAUGUUCCUUAAAGGAAAGAAAAUCCCCGUUUCUUUUAAAUGACUGUACGUUAGAUGAACCUUCAUUUGGUUCUAUUACCUGCAUGUUAAAACAUGUAUGAAUGUUAGGUCUUUAGUGUGCAUCAAUGACAGUAGAUGAAGUUAUCUCUAUUUAUAGCACAUGAAAGGCCCUUCAGUGAUUCCCUGAGUGUGAAGCCUGCACACUCUGAAGUCCCUGGCCUGUGUUAUUGCCUUAAGGCUGCCCACUGGGGAUGUGAUGAGGUUGAACGGACAAAGUGUUGUUUUGUGUUUUUUGUUUCCAGUGGUUCACAAGAAAGACUGUGUGAAAUCGAUUCUUUGUGGCAUGAGAUUAAAAUGUCCGAAAGUGGAUUGUGUCACAUGGCAUGCAGCUUGAGAAGAGGGGAUUAGAUUGGGAACUUGUGUUUGAAGGCUUCUUUAAAAGAGACGGCUUCUUGUCUCCAUGGAGAGUGUUUGUGAUGUGAAAGAGCCAAAGAGAUGAGAGGAAGGGUGUGACAGCGGCUGUUCUUCCCCCUCUCACUUAGCUUUGUCUGUGAUGUGGGGCGUCUGUGAAAGAAAUGACACUUGUUGAGGUUAUUUUAGGACAAAGUCUGAUGGGCCUCAGUAAUGACAGUAACAGUGUGUGAAAUAUGUAAUUAGCACUCUUCCCGUGCUCUUUCCUGAAACUCCUGCCUGUUUGUCUGUAAGGACCUGAUAUCUUUUUCCCAGUGCCUCGAAGACUUUCCACAAAUCCCCUGUUGAUCUUGUAUAACAGUAUUAGAUCAGCAGCAAAGACAGAAGAACACUUUUACCCAAAGAAGAGGCUGCGAGAAUUGUCUUGCUUCCACUUUUGCAGAAAAACAACACUUGAAAAGCAGAGUGUGUCAGGUUGCAGUGUUGACUAAACACUCCCUGAGCUCUAACAAUGUGCACAGCCAAGGCGUAUUUAGCCUCACCGGUCGCUCUGUAGCUCCAUAAGGCAGGUUCAAGCACCGGGGAGUGAAGUCAAAUGAAAGUAAUUCACUUACUCUUGCUGUUCCAUACCCAAAUCCAUAACUCUCCCAUCAGUUAAAUCUGCUGCAUUUGCGUCUGGUGAGCGUUGGGGAGGGAGUGUUCACGCUCGGCUGCUUUCCUCAAGUUAAGUUUGAGAUGAAACCUCCCAGAAUUGCGUGACAGUGCUCUCUGAAAUGUUUUUUUUUGUUUUUUUUAUAAGUGUUAGUGGGCUGUGAUUUCAACAUGUCCGGAGGCUUGGAGGGCACGUCGCAGAAACUCAUGCAAACUUGAAAUCAAACCUAGAAGAAGUAUACAUAUAUAAAUAUAUCUAAGUGAGAUGUUUGUGUAUGAUAUUAUAAUUGUGAAGAAAAGUGUGAUAUAUAUAUAGGCCUAGAUUAAAUGAUAUACUGUAAAAUGUCAUCACCUCUUCAGUUUUAUAUAUUAGUGACCAUUUUGUACAGAUUUUUCCUUUUUUAAUUCAUUGAGAGAGAUAUUACAUUUCACACUGAGAUUAUUUAUUCAUACGCAGAACAUUUUUAUAUUUCUUUAACGAUAUCUGUAUAGAUAACAGUUAGCCUCUGUAAUAUACGCUGAAGUUCAUUUUUUGAUUAUAGGGUUUUAUUUACAAACACUGAGUUGGAUUUUUGGAGUUCAUUUAGAUUUUUGAAAAGCUUGUCCCUGAAAAUGCUUGUCCAGCUCUUCUGCACCUUUGCCUCCUUAUGUGAAGGGUCACUAUUGAGGUGUGAGAGGCUGGACCAGUGCCUGUGCUUAGGGGCUUAUUUUGCUACUAUUUGCGUGUUUUAAGGGGGUUGUUUUCUGUACCUGUGGUCUGUUUUCUUUCACCCCAUCCUGUAUUUGUGAUUCAGCUGGUAUUAGUUGGAGUUGGUCAGAAGUUGUGGUAACUACUGUGAAAGGUCAGUUUAUGGGCCAAGACGUUUGAGAUGUGAGUCACAUGGCUUUAAUUUGUAGCUGUGUCAUGUUUGCAUGUGAACAGGAGUGGUAGCAAUGUGGAUGCUCAGUGCAAAAGCUUUUUAGAGACAACAACAGGUGGAAUAAACAUUUGGAAGUACAUUUUGUUAAUUAUUAAGUCCAAGUUGUUGCACUGAGGGGCUUUAAGUAGCAUUUAAGCUAAACCACCGGAGUUGUUAAAACCACCCAAGAUGGAUCAAUAAGGGCACUUUGUGAUUUAAAAGUGGAAUCUCUUCCUUUGCCAUUGUAUCUUGUUUUUAUAACAAACCUACAUUAUAUAGUAUGUAUAUGAGAUUUUUACAUGAAUGUGUGGAUGUUCAAAAAUGUUGGCAUCGAAAGUAGAAAAACAAAAUUGACCUGUAAAUAGGCUGAGUCAUUCCUAGCGAGUUCCACAAAUUGUUAUGUCCAAAAGAAGAUGUUUUAUUAAUAAACUAUGACAAUGGGUACAAAGAUAUAUACAAAACAAUGCAUGUAUAGUCCCAAAGCAAUCGCACGGUGCAGUUGAAAAAAAAUGUUGUCUACAUGUUUUCUCAAAAAAUAUGAGAACAAGAAAGGGUUUCUAUGUUAGGAGGUUUACACACAUGAAGAAUGAGACGUUAUUUUGGUAUGUGUGUCACAGGCAUGUUCAGUCUUACUGUGAUGUGAUGUGAUGGAGAUGAAGAUAGUGGUGGAUGUCGAGAAGGAACGCACCCCAACCAGAAAAGUCACCCGUGAUGGUGUACUCUUUCCACAGAUCGGUCCUCCCAUUUGUAGAGUAGUGUGAUAUAAGAACAAAAAUAAUACAGAAUAUAGAUCUAUGAUAUAAUGAUAUAUACAUUUAAAAGCCUACUGAUACUGGAGAUACUAAUUUAUCAGUGUGGAUGCCAUGAUAUCCUGUGAGACAUGUGUGUGUUUUUCCUGUGAGAAGACAGUAGGCAGUUGAACCUGCCUUCUUUUGUACAUACUUUGCUGUGAUUGUGUGUCCAAUAAAGUGCAGCUCUCUUGUACAGUG
Molecule: messenger RNA, 9609 nt
Organism: Gymnodraco acuticeps
Lineage: Eukaryota; Metazoa; Chordata; Actinopteri; Perciformes; Bathydraconidae
Gene: srcin1a
Product: SRC kinase signaling inhibitor 1
Exons: 23
Coding region: 31-5118 (1695 amino acids)
Biological process (GO): regulation of dendritic spine morphogenesis
Cellular component (GO): postsynaptic density; cytoplasm; actin cytoskeleton
Source: RefSeq, a predicted model, not a curated record